UGGUCCUCCUAUAAGCUAAACCGCCCACAGUGUAACGUGAGGAACAGACAAAUUGUGCACGUUCAGUCCUUUAAAGGUGAAAUUGAGAAUUGUCAGAAGUACAACUGCGUCCGGCAUUUCACCGAGAGUUGAGGACCGUUUUGCAGUAGCUUGUCGGUGUGGACGGACAUGGCGUCAUCGAGCCCGUGUGUCGUGAUCAGCGAUGAGGAGCAAGGUUAUGACCUGGACCUCUUUUGUAUACCAAAACACUAUGCGGCUGACUUAGAGCGGGUGUAUAUUCCUCACGGGCUCAUCAUGGACCGAACUGAACGUCUGGCCAGAGAUAUCAUGAAGGACAUGGGUGGACACCAUAUAGUGGCUCUAUGUGUGCUCAAAGGAGGCUACAAGUUUUUUGCUGACUUACUAGAUUACAUCAAAGCCCUUAAUCGCAACAGUGAUCGCUCCAUUCCCAUGACAGUGGACUUCAUCCGCCUCAAGAGUUACCAAAAUGACCAGUCCACAGGUGACAUCAAAGUGAUUGGUGGAGAUGAUCUGUCCACGCUAACAGGAAAGAACGUCUUGAUUGUGGAGGACAUCAUUGAUACUGGGAAAACGAUGAAGACGCUGCUAGAACUUCUAAAGCAAUAUAACCCAAAAAUGGUCAAAGUUGCAAGUUUGCUGGUGAAGAGGACACCGAGGAGCGUUGGAUACAGACCAGACUUUGUAGGAUUUGAAGUUCCUGACAAAUUCGUGGUUGGAUAUGCACUUGACUACAACGAGUACUUUAGAGAUUUAAACCACAUCUGUGUGAUCAGCGAAACAGGAAAGGAGAAGUACAAAGCAUGAGAAGCCAUGAACUUCCCCCUCUAGCUGUGUAUCAUUUGUUUUUAAUAGACGUCUUACAUUUUUACAUCCAUUUUAUAUAUAUAUAUUUUUUGUUUUGUUUUUCAGUAGUGCAGCUCACCGCAGGUUAGUGGUCCUCCACUCAGGGUCUCUGGUGAGGUGUGUGCUGUUAAUGCACCUUACAUUUACAUUCACUUAUACCUCCACAGGCACCCAACAAACAUCAUACAUCAACCACAAACACUUUGCAGAGUUUAGCCUCUGAGAACAGAGGUCUACAAGCUACUGCUCUUGGUGGAAAGAAGCGUUUAAACACCUAGUUGUGAUAGGGCCAGAAUCCCUUUAAUUUAUUAUAAUGAUCUGCACGAGAUGUUAUAGGUAGGUGUUUGUUUUAAAGAUUAAAGUGAAAAUUGAUUUUAGGUCAUCUUGCUUGCUAUUCAAUAGUGCACAUAGAAUUGGUUUGCUCAAAUGGCUAAAGUAGAACAUUCACCUUUCCAAAGACUCUUUGCAGUGCAUAACUGUAAUAGGAACAAUGUUAUUAAUGAUCUAGAUCUGUGGGUAAUGUGAUUACAUGCAAUAUGUUGAAUGCUUUUACAUGUAAAUGUACUUUUAGCGUCAGGACAACCUGAUCAUCCAAUCACAUUUCAAAUUUAAAGCCAAAUGUUUUUCAGGGUUCCUGCAGGUUUUAUGAAAGUAAAUUUAAGACUUUUUUAAAGAGUUUUACUUUGUCCAAGUAAAGAAAUUAUGAUUAAUUUUAAGAGAAUGCAAUAUGUAAAUGUUUAUUGUAAAUUUAAAGGGAGCACACAUUGAGAUGUAUUAGUUUGAAAAUGCAUAUCCUUUUAUUUAAUUAAAAUUAAUUUGACAUCAUGUUUGGUUUCAACCACUUGACUAGGCAAAUAUUUUUGUACCUCUGAUCACACUGCAAAUAAGUCAUGUUUUAUCAAUAUUUUUGUCUUGUUUUCCUGUGCAAAUGUCUACAAAUUAUUAAAUCAAGCCACAUUUACUUAAGAUUUGCAAGAUAUUGUCUUUUUUCCCGUGAAAUUGAUCCAAAAAAGCAGGUUUAUUAUUACAACAAUGCCACUGUGCUCCGACAAAUCUGUCAAAUUAAAAUGUUCAAAACCACAGACUGGUAUUUGUUCUAGUUUUAAGCAUGACCUUCAUUUUGUUUAGUUUUCAGUAGGUAAUACAAUACAGUGCCCUGCAUAUAUAAGUACACCCCUCACAAAUCUGUUUUUUGAAUUCUUAUUUUUAAAUUUUAUAAGCUAUACAAUAUUAUAUUUGUGCAUAUACAUUAGAUUAGUCUGUACUUUCAGGCAAAUCUGAAGCUUAUCUAACAAAAUAACUUGCGAUAAUGGUCCAAACACCAGUACACCCACAUUUAUAUGUUAUAGAAAAAUAUUGAUUACAAAUUUAACAUGAGGAAAAAUCAAGAGGCAAAACAUUAAAAAAUUUUGUUGUAUUAUCUUUCCAUUUCUAAAUAUUUUUGGUGACUAAAAUAUUUGAAUAAAUAUGUUUAAAUAGUUAAAAUCUGUUUUGUUUCAAUGCUAAAGUACAUUGCCUAUAGAAAUCAGAAAAAAAAAUAUUAGAUAAAAGAAAAAUAGAUAAAAAAAUGGAGUGUACUCGAUUAUACUGAGCACUGUAGCUUCUUCAUUUUGCAUCUUAAGUAAAUGGAUAUUGAUUUAAAGAUGUUUUGGAAAACAACACUGAACACAUUUAUGCAAUGUAACGCAAUACUUUGAAUUAAACUAUGUGCUCAAGACCUCUAAACUGUGAAAUUGAAAUUUAAGAUUUUAAGACCCGCAGAAACCCUUAUUACCCUUUUCAUUUGUUAAUUAUUAUAGUUUAUUUUGCCUGUCAAGAUAUUUAUUUCCACCACAUACUGUGGGUUUUGGUUUAAAAUAUUAAUUAAUAAUGGGAAGACAUUUUUAUGGUGCCUAAUAUGGUAAUAUCGACUCUACCAUAUAAAUACAGUAUGAAAAUGAAUGAUAAACUGAUGGAAAAUGUUCAAGUGACCUCACAAUUGUUCAGCCACCUGUCAAUUUUAUGAUAUGAAUGAUUAAAUUAUUCAAAAGGUGUUCUUCUAAAUUUA
Danio rerio (zebrafish) is the source of this 2911-nucleotide messenger RNA. Lineage: Eukaryota; Metazoa; Chordata; Actinopteri; Cypriniformes; Danionidae. The record is from RefSeq and is a predicted model, not a curated record.